AUGGUGAUGUUGCCACGGCUACUCGUCGACAAGGAGGACAAAACGGCGUUACAAGGACACUUUGCGGAACUCUCCGAAACGACUGCAGAUCAACCGGGCGACCUUGGAGGACCUCGCUCAGAACAGACUGACAUGGAGAAGAAAAGUGAAGACCGACACAGCCAUCUACGAAGCAAAUCGUAUCUUUGUCGCCAAAGCCAAAAUGGAGGCUUGCAAGUCACAAGUGCCUCGACUUCUCAAUGCCAACGUUCAGCCUCUUCUAACAUACCCACGGAGUCAACGAGCGUUCUGGACACCAAUCAGUCUCGUAGGACAUCUUCGGACACAAUUCGCCAACAGCCGGACAGCGUCUACGCAAACUCGCCCCUGCCGAAAACGUCGCGACGAUGGCCACCCCCGUCACCGCCGAACACACUCGCUGCCCCGUCCCCAUCGAUCACCGGCAUCACCCGCCGUGCCCCAACCCCUGCGCCAUCAGCUCCACCAACAACAUCGGACGCCCCCUCGCCUGUUAUAAUCACCACCUCCAGCGAUGUGGAUUCUGUACGUAUCUGUCCCCAUUGCGAUGGCACAUUCACCUCACACAUCGGCCUAGUCGGUCAACCGCGAAUCCAUCUCACGGAGGCUGGCGAACCAGUGCCUGGAGCAUCAACCUACACUCGUCGCAUCUGCCUCAACUGUCCUCACUGCACGCGCACAUUCGUUCAUCGAAUGGGUCUAUACGGCUUCAUGCACAUUCAUUAA
This is a messenger RNA of Spirometra erinaceieuropaei, 744 nucleotides long. NCBI's taxonomy places the organism in Eukaryota, Metazoa, Platyhelminthes, Cestoda, Diphyllobothriidea, Diphyllobothriidae. The record is from the annotation of a GenBank genome assembly.